AUGGCUACAAUUCAUGAGUUCGACAUUCGUUUCCAAGAAAUCAGCAACGUCACAAUUCUCAGUGAUCGAGCUGAAGUUAAGAAAGUUGUUCCAGUUUCGGUGAAAGCUGGAAUCAAUGAAGUGCAACUGAAAAACUUUUCUCCCUGCCUCGAGCGCGAUUCUGUUCGUGUGGAUGGACAUGGAAAAGCAACAAUUUGUGAUGUUUCAGUGAAAGAAUCUGUUCACACAGACACUACAAAAGUUGUUGAUCUGCGAAAAGAGCUAGAGAAGUAUGUGGAAAUAAGAAAGAUGCAUGAAGAUCAGAGAGAUAUUUUGAAGAAAACUAUUGAAGGUUUAGAUAGAACAAUUGGAGAAAUUGGAAGAAGAGUGAUGAAUCCAUCGAAAGAAUCUGGAAGUGUUGUGAUAGAUGAACAACUUUUGAAUGGUCUUCAGAAGUUGUUUGAUUUCCACCAAGCAGAAGCAGAGGCAUUGAAAUUGAAGUUUAGGGAAAAGGAGCAAGAGAUUGCAAAAACUAAUGAGAUGACGACUAAAAUCAACGAGGAACUGUUGAAUUUGCAGGUUGCUCGAGUAACUAUUUCGCAUUGUGUUAUCAUCACUUUGGAGGCAUUUGAAGAUGGAGAAGUUGAACUUGAAGUGAUUUAUCAGGUGUUCCAAACUGGAUGGCAACCGUCGUAUGAUAUUCGAGUCGAUACUCAAACACCAUCAAUGACUAUCACUUAUUAUGGGAAACUUCAUAAUCAUUCUGGCGAAGAUUGGAACGAACUUCCAGCUGUUUUGUCGACUGCCCAACCAUGUCUCGGAGGACAUAUUCCAGAGCUUGGAACACUUGAUGCUCAAUUUUACAGACCAGUCUAUCUAUCACGUCCUCGGGGACGGGGAUCUAUGAAGAAGAGUAUGAUGAUGAGAAGAGCUGUUCCAGAGGCUAGGGGUAUGGAAAAUCACGACGACUACAUGGAAGAGGAAAAUGAAGAAAUGGAAACAAUGUCUCCGCCAGAAAUGGAAGUCACUCAAAAUACACUGAGUACCGAAUUCAAAAUCCCUCGUAAAUCCAAUCUUCCGACCGGAACUAGUGAUCAUAAAGUGACAAUUGGAACUAUUGUCCUGACUCCGUCUCUCGUUCAUGAGAGUGUUCCAUCGAAAAAUGCGGCUGCAUUCUUGACCGCUUCUGCUCUGAAUACUUCUGUUUUCCCAUUCCUAGAAGGUGAAACGUCGAUCUUCUUGGACAAUGCUUUUGUGGCAAAGAGUUAUAUGAAAAACGUCUCCCCCGGAGAGAGGUUCACUUGCUCUCUCGGAGUCGACACUGCAAUUCGUGUUGAGUAUAAACCAGCCAAGAAGUUCCACGAAGAAGGUGGUUACAUCACAAAACACUCCGCACUUGUCACUGAACAGACGGUUACUGUGAAGAAUACAAGGAGUGGUCAGCCUCUUCUUAUUACUGUGAAACAUCAUGUCCCACGCAGCACUGAAGAGAAGAUUCGUGUAAAAUUGGCGUCUCCUGUGGCGAUUCCUUAUGAUCCAGCUACUGCGAAUGAAAAUGAAGUCCCAGAACCAAAAGAGGGAAUCAGAAUGAAUAAAGAUCACAACUUGGAGUGGACUGUGAAAUUGCCACCAACAAGUUCGAAGGAUCUUGUUAUCAAGUGGAUUGUAGAGCAUGCAAAGGGGCAGAAUAUUAUUCUUCAGGAAAAAUUGUAA
Caenorhabditis remanei is the source of this 1692-nucleotide messenger RNA. RefSeq lists its product as uncharacterized. The coding region runs from base 1 to 1692 and encodes 563 amino acids. NCBI's taxonomy places the organism in Eukaryota, Metazoa, Nematoda, Chromadorea, Rhabditida, Rhabditidae. The transcript has 5 exons. The record is from RefSeq and is a predicted model, not a curated record.